Messenger RNA from Hydra vulgaris (swiftwater hydra), 1858 nucleotides. RefSeq names its product TAF6-like RNA polymerase II p300/CBP-associated factor-associated factor 65 kDa subunit 6L. NCBI's taxonomy places the organism in Eukaryota, Metazoa, Cnidaria, Hydrozoa, Anthoathecata, Hydridae. Gene Ontology annotation, cellular component: SLIK (SAGA-like) complex; SAGA complex; transcription factor TFIID complex. The record is from RefSeq and is a predicted model, not a curated record. Gene Ontology annotation, biological process: RNA polymerase II preinitiation complex assembly; transcription initiation at RNA polymerase II promoter. Gene Ontology annotation, molecular function: protein heterodimerization activity; transcription coactivator activity; RNA polymerase II general transcription initiation factor activity.
UUUACAAAUUAUAUGUUUUAUUUAGAAAAUUUAACAAAUAAUUAAAGAUGUUAUGAGUGGAACAAGUUCACGAUACACUGUUAUUCCAAAACAGUGUUUAGAUGUUUGGGUAGAGUCUAUUGGCAUUUCCAAGCUUAAUGAUGAGAUUUGUGGGAACCUUGCUGAAGAUGCAACUUAUAGAAUUAGAGAGACUGUUCAUAAUGCUGUUAUGUUUAUGAAGCACGCAAAACGUACAUGUUUGACAACUGAAGAUUUUAACAAUGCUUUAAAAGAAAUGAACACUGAAAUAAUCUAUGGACAUGGAGAUGCUGAAGCUCUUAUUUAUAAAGCUAUUCCAUUUAAAGAUGGCAGAGUUUGUUAUGUUGAUGAAAAGGAUAAAAAUUUGCGGGAUAUUGCUCUAGAUUCUGUGUAUCCCAUGGUUGGUGGUGAAACCAUUGUCAAAGGAAAUUGGCUAGCAUUGGAAGGAAAGAUUUACAGUACAGAUAAAACAAAAGAAGAUAUUAAUAUUGAUCUUAAUGAGAGUGCAGGCAAUGAGAUCUGUUGCAAGGACAUGCCCCUGAUGAGUGGCGUUAGAGCAGAUCUUGGGCUCCCUGAAACGACAUUGGUGAUUGCAGUGCAUUCCCGAGGAGAAGGAUCACCAUUUAUCCAUUAUUUAAUUCUUAUUGGUUAUUAUGGCACCAACAUUUUUUUACCUCUUGUAUCCAUAUAUUUUAACGCUUUGCCAAUUUCUUCAUAUUUUUCAAAUAUAACACAUGCUUUAUUGAGCCACAGUAAACACCUGAGAAAGGUUGCAUUGAUGGAUUUGAGAUCAAAUAAUAAGCUCCAAGUUGUGUUGCCUCAUCUCAUUACUUUUUUGUGUUCGAAGAUAAAGUUGACAACUGCAAAAAAAUCAUUUUCAUCUGUGCUUGGUUUUGUUUUGCUGGCAAUCAAUGCUUUAAUUGAAAAUGAUUCAGUCCUUCUUGUACCAUAUAUAUUUGAAUUGAUGAAAAGUGUGUUAAUUGUUGUAUCAGAUGUAAAACUUUGUGUUGAAGAGUGGAAUAUUCAUCAUACUGCUGCUUUUGUUCUUGUUAAGAUAUGCAGCAAGUAUUCAGUGAUUCAUCCUAACCUAUUGUACCAACUUCUUAAAAUGUUAAAUGAAAAAUUGACCAGUGCACUCCCUAUUGAAAGUUUGUUUGGUGUAAUUUCUUCAAUUAAAUUCAUGGGAUACAAGGCAAUCAAUGAAGCUCUCCUACCACAUCUUAAAAAUCUGAUUUGCUACAUAAAUAGUGACUCAGAAGAAAAACAAAAUCUGCUUGUGCAAGAUUCUUUGUGUGAUGCUUUGGCUUCGUUAUUCAUUAAUGACUGUGCAAUAACAGAAACCUGUUUUUUUAGUACAUCAGACCUAUACAAUAUUUUAUAUGAACAAUACGGUGAGAGAUUUUUGUCACGCUGCUUGCAUGUAAAGCAUAUACACGCUGAGAAUAAAACAUCUAAAGUUUGGAUGACAUCUAAAAAUGGAAAUAAUUUGCAGAUUUUACGUCAAUCUAGUGGAAAUUUUGAUUUGAUUAAAGAAGAGCUUAAAAAAUUGAGUAAAGUUGAAAACAAGUUGUCACCUGAGAUAUUAAAAAUAUGCAAAUUGAAUGGUAGUAAAGUUAAAUUUGAAUUUUUUCGUAAACAAAAACUUUUUCAUCAACAAAAACUGUGUAAUAUUAUCCAAAUACCAGAGGAAAAAAAAGUUAUACUUAAAGUAAUGAAAGGAAAACAUUUGGCAUUGAAAAAAACAAAAGUGGAUUUUGCAAAUAUUUACAUUCCUAUAUUUUGAUUUUUGAAUCUGAUUUUAGUGAUCUUUAUUUUAAAGCAACUUUACAUGUAUAUUUUU